CAACCUGUUGCGAGCUACUCUCCUCCGCAGUCUUUGCGCACACUUUGAGGAAGCAAGCACGGACGCGCGGAGCAAGUGAUGGACUUCCCUUGAAUGAACUUUGUUCGCUAAUUCUUGAUCGGAUUUUCUGUCAUUCCACUCAUCCAGGAUUGGAGCUGUGCGUACCUGACAGAGGGGUAACGAAACUGGGGACCAAAGGCCAGGUAAAGAUUUCCUACUACAAAGGAAGCACGAGAGACAAAGCAAAAUGAAUUGCUGUCACCAGCAUGUACAACAACUGAAAUGAAGACUUGAUGUCCGACCACUCAUGUUUGGCAUGCUAAGAAGUCCCGUGACAGCAGUCUGCCAGACUUGCCCUGCAUGUGUGGACACACAUAUAUAGAUAUUUAUAUAUGUGCCACAAAUACAUCAACACUGUGCUGAAUUCGAAGCUCUCUGGAGCUGAGAAAUUAAAAUCAAGAGUAUGGUCCAACGGUCCACCUCAGUCUGCCUGCUGGGAGCCCUCUUGGGCCUGUUUUUGCUCAUGCCUGUUCUGAUGGCACCAACACCCCCGAGCAUGUGCACUCCUUUGAGGACGCUUAAUGAAAAACUCAGCCACCGGCGACGUUAUAUGAAGCACAACUUUCCUGUCAACUACACCAUUAAGGUUCACAACGAGGAAGUUUUUAAACUAUCAAACAUCAGCAAAAUGAAGUUAUGGGUGGAGAACCUGGAAGAGAAUCACCUCCAGAGGAUGUGGUUCCUUGUUAACCACAGCGUGUUGAAAAGGAUCAUCCGAGUGAUGCCAGAAAGACAUCCUUCGCGUCCCUACACAUCAGAGUUGGAGAGACGUCUGCAAGAUGCUGAGGGAGUCUUUGUGCAGUCGCAUCCUCCAGAGUUUUUCCAGCAGGAGCUUCCAGUCGCAAUCCAAGACAUUUGGGAUUGUUUAACAGAAGAGUCCGACAGAGUGCCAGAAUCCAGCUGGAGGUUUGCUACUCCAAAAUCACUUUUGGACAAUUUCUGUCGCACCAUGCAUUGCCUCUUCAGUGAAUGCUUUGCCACCACAGAAACACACGACCAAUUGGAUUCCUCCCAUUGUCGUAAAAUCAAGAAGAAUGUCUCAACGGCAAAUAGCUGAGAAGAGGCCAGUGGGGUGAGGUGGUCCCUCGUCUGACUAGGUAUUUUCUUUGACCUUGAGGGAUCUUGAAGGACAAUCCACUUUAACUUUUUUUCCUCAAAGCCUGCUGGAUAAUAUGAUAUAUAUAUCGUUUGGCCCUAAUAUCUCCUCAAAGAUUUGUUCAUAUUGACAUAUAUUUUACCAGAUGCAUGAUAUAUAUAUGACCUAAAUUAUUUGCUAAGAUGGAUGGGGUCAAGUCAAGUCAAGUUUAUUUGUCCAUCUGGAAUGUGGCACACGCUGCAACCUGCCUUAUCCACACCGCAGGGUUCACUUAAAACUCUGGAGGACAAUGCUUGCCCAACCAUCUGGCUUGCAAAGCCCACCAUGUGCUCUUGUGUAGGUGCCUGCCUGGUUCAUGUCAAAUGAGCCUAUUACAAUGUGCUUCACGUUGGAUUUAUGACCGGAUGACUUUACACCACAAUCAUAUUGGUGAACUCUGAUUUGCAACCGUAUUCUUUGUGACUGCAAUGUCUUUGAACUCCCUCUCAAAAGACUGGCUAUUUACCCCACCCCUGCCCAGGUUCUGCUGGUAAUAAAAGCAUAAUUGUUUUUAUGCUUUUAUUACCUAUAUUGUUCUGUGUGUUAUCCAUGAAAAGUAUUUUAUUCUGAACAUUUGCUGUGCACAAAGAGACUCAGGCAAUGACAAACAAAUAGUAAUAAAUCUGUCCAGCUUUUAUGUUUUACUGUGCAUUUACUUUGCAUUAGAAGAAGCUUGACAGACAUGAUUUCAGGAGAAUUUGUGCAAAAAUGAUAAAUUGAGUCUGAAUUUUCAUGGUUCGAUUGUCAGUGGUCUAGCAAAUGAUGUUGUUGUUUUUUUCAGUAUCUAUUUCACAUGCAUCAAUGUGCACUGUCAAUGUGGGUCAUACAACUGUAUUUACAAGCAAUGUAUUAGAAACAUUACAUUUCCAUUUUUCUUUUUCUUAUGCAGUAUAAGCAAAUGUGUCUUUUUGUAAACCACGUUUUUCUGUUUAGUUUGUGGAAUAUCAAUGCUCCAAAAACAAAUGUUUUCCAACCAAAGAUUGCACAGCGUAAAAUAAAGAACAGAAUGUGAUAUUCAGAAAAAGUAGAACACUUUAAAUAUACAGCACAAUGUUGUGUUAUUUUGUCAAAAAAAAAAAAAACUCACCCGAGUACUGAUGAAUAACACCAGAAUGACAUCAUAAGUGUUUGUAAAGACUUACAAUUUAUAUUAUUAUAAAGCCGGCCUUUGAAGAUUGACUGCUGCAUCUUUGCCAUCUGGAUAAAAUUACUACUCAAGAUAGAAAUAUUACACUUCUGACAUGACUUAAAUCUCACAAUUUUACCACUGUGUCAUCAUAAAACUGCUUCUUUUUUUUAAUAUUAUAAGUAUUUGGAAAAUAUUAAGCUGCAAGUUAUUCUACAAUAAAUGAAGCCUCACCAUAGUGAAGUUACCUACCAGAAAAAUGUUGCAAGCUAAGGUCAAAUAAAAUGACAAAAGCAUUCAAACUACUUUAAAGCUUUUUUCACAUCAAACCAGCUUUAGUCUUUUCUAUCGCGUGAUCAAUAAAACUGUGAGACACUAGGUUCAAGUGUUUAUUAAAGAGUUCUGUCUCAACAAAAACAGAAAACAAACACUGGGCCCUGGGCUAACCCUAACCCUAAAAAAAAGUAUAUUGAAUGUUGAAGGUGAUCCAACAAAAAUGUUAAGCACUUAUGUAUAUACACUGCUCAAAAAAAUUAAAGGAACAGUUUUUUAUCAGGCAUGAAUACAAUUAGACUUUUCUGAUAAGGUUUUGGUCAGGUACGUGGCAGAAGGGGUUGUUAAUCAGUUUCAGCUGCAUUGGUGUUGACGGAGUUCCUCCGUCUUGAUCUUGAUGUUUUUUCCACAAGUGUUGGCUUUAGCUAGUGUCAUUAUCACGACUGGGAGCAUGAGGCGAUUUCUUAACCCUCCUGAAGUUACGCAGAUUGUCCAACUCCUCCAGGAUGGCACGUCCAUGCAUGCUGUUGCAAGAUUUGUCUCCCAGUACAAUCUCCAGAGCAUGGAGGAGAUUCCAGGAGACAGGCAGUUACCCUAGGAGAGCUGGACAGGGCCGUAGACGGUCCUCAUUCCAUCAGCAGGACCGAUAUCUGCUACUUUGUGCAGGAAGGAACAGGUUGAGCACUGCCCAAGCCCUACAGAAUGACCUCCAGCAGGCUACUGGUGUGAAUGUCUCUGCCCAAACAGUCAGAAACAGACUUCACGAGGGUGGCCUCAGGGCACGACGUCCUGUCGUGUACGCUGUGCUCAUUGCUCAGCACCGUGGUGCUCGAUUGGCAUUUGCCAUAGAACAGCAGAAUUGGCAAGUCCGCCACUGGCGCCCUGAGCACCUGUGAUAGACGUGAAAGGGUCUGGAGAAGUCAAGGAGAGCCCUAUGCUGCCUGCAACAUCAUUCAGCAUGACCGGUUCGGUGGUGGCUUAGUGAUGGACUGGGGAGGCAUUUCCAUAGAGGUACGAACAGACCUCUACAGGCUAGAGAACGGCAGUCUGACUGCCAUUAGGUAUCGGGAUAAAAUCCUUGCACCCAUGGUGCAGUAGGUCCUGGGUUCCUCCUGAUGCAAAACAAUGCCUGGCCUCAUGUGGCAAGAGUAUGCAGUAUCUGGAGGAUGAAGGAAUUGACACAAUUGAAUGGCCCUCACAAUCACCUAAUCUAAACCCGAUAGAACACCUCUGGGACAUAAUGUUUCGGUCCAUCAGACGCCGCCAGGUUGCUCCUCAGACUUUACAGGAGCUUUCUGAUGCCCUUAGACAGAUCUGGGAGGACAUCCCACAAGACACCAUCCGUCGUCUCAUUAGGAGCAUGCCGUGACGUUGUCAAGCAUGCAUACAAGCUCGUGGGGGCCACACAAGAUAUUGAAAAGAAUCUUGAGUUGCAGAAAUUGAAUUUAGGCAAAAUGGACGCGCCUGCCACAUCAUUUUUUCCACUUUGAUUUUUGGGGUGUCUAUAUACUGAGGCUGAAAACUUUUAGUUCCAUCAAAAGAUGUGGUAUCAUUUUGUUCCUGAGACAUUAAACUGUCCAUAUCAGUAUAGAUAUCCAACUUUUUUUUUCACCAUUGAAAUCUGAUGUGUUUUCAAAGUGUCCCUUUAAUUAUCUUGAGCAGUGUAGUUAUUAUGUUAAAUCCAUGUCAAAUAAUAAAUUAUGACAAAUUGACAUGAUUUAUUUUUUUGCAUCUUCUAUAUUUUUGUGUACUUAAAUAAAGCCAAUAAAAAUCUAGGCAUGGCACAGAAUAGAGAUUACGAUAACAUGUAAUGUGAAUUUCAAAUAUAAAUAUGUAGUGAUGCCAAUCCUGGAACUUUUUUGACACAUGCCCUAUGUGUCAGUCGUUAUUGUCAUUGGUCGUAUUUUGGAUCUGACAUCAACUGUAUUGUUUCUCAUACCUUUUUAUGUACAAUGUGUACAAUAAUUGCUGAACCAUGUGUAUUGAAGUACAUGCAGCUUGGGUUUUUGCUCACGCUAACAAUCACAUCACUCAAAUGCAAUGAUACGUAUUUGUCACGAGUGUUUUUAAAGUGUAUAGAAACAAGAAAAAAAUUUAAUCUUGAAGUGGUAUUUGCAACCUCUGAAUGACAAUGGACAACAUAAAUAUGCCUGCAAAAACAAUGUUUGCUUGUUUUAAACAUAGAUCACAUUUUUUGUACACAGGAUACUGAAUUUAUUUAUUUUUGGAAAUGUAUAAUGAUACUGUAUGUGACAAUACGCUUAUGAAAGAAGUAUAAUUUAAUUGUUAUUUUUAUUAACUAAAGUUGCGUCUAUUGUAAUAUUUCAUGACAUAAUAAAACAGAUCUUUCCACUUUUAA
Messenger RNA from Syngnathus typhle (broad-nosed pipefish), 4953 nucleotides. RefSeq names its product interleukin 34 (gene il34). Gene Ontology annotation, molecular function: macrophage colony-stimulating factor receptor binding; cytokine activity. The record is from RefSeq and is a predicted model, not a curated record. Gene Ontology annotation, biological process: positive regulation of cell population proliferation; positive regulation of protein phosphorylation; positive regulation of macrophage differentiation. The transcript has 8 exons. Bases 464 to 1117 code for a protein of 217 amino acids. Lineage: Eukaryota; Metazoa; Chordata; Actinopteri; Syngnathiformes; Syngnathidae.